Messenger RNA from Dipodomys spectabilis (banner-tailed kangaroo rat), 1782 nucleotides. RefSeq names its product solute carrier family 2 member 2 (gene Slc2a2). Gene Ontology annotation, biological process: D-glucose transmembrane transport. Gene Ontology annotation, cellular component: membrane; brush border. The record is from RefSeq and is a predicted model, not a curated record. The transcript has 11 exons. Lineage: Eukaryota; Metazoa; Chordata; Mammalia; Rodentia; Heteromyidae. Bases 77 to 1654 code for a protein of 525 amino acids.
AGACAGUGGCUGGCCAGCUACUCAUUCUACUCUCAAUACUGACCUGGAAUUUAGAAGACGAUUCCCAACCUACACAAUGGCAGAAGAUAAGAUCACUGGAACCCUGGUUUUCACUGUCUUCACUGCUGUGCUGAGUUCCUUCCAGUUUGGAUAUGACAUUGGUGUGAUCAAUGCACCUCAAGAGAUAAUAAUAUCCCAUUAUAAACAUGUUUUGAGUGUUCCACUGGAUGACCGAAAGGCUACUAACACCUAUGCUGUCAACAGGACAGAUUCUCUAACUUCAGUCACACCCCCAAUGGACUCAACACCAACCUACUUGGCUGAGGAAGAGGCUAGACAAUCUGUGGGCCUAAUCACCAUGCUCUGGUCCCUGUCUGUGUCUAGCUUUGCAGUUGGUGGAAUGGUUGCAUCCUUCUUUGGUGGAUGGCUGGGGGACAAGCUUGGAAGAAUCAAAGCCAUGUUGGUAGCAAACAGUCUCUCAUUAGCUGGAGCUCUCUUGAUGGGGUUUUCCAAACUGGGACCAUCUCAUAUCCUUAUAAUUGCAGGAAGAAGUAUAUCAGGACUCUACUGUGGGCUGAUUUCAGGACUGGUUCCCAUGUAUAUUGGUGAAAUUGCUCCAACGACACUCAGAGGUGCUCUUGGCACUCUCCAUCAACUGGCCCUUGUCACUGGCAUUCUCAUUAGUCAGAUUAUUGGCCUCGAGUUUAUCCUGGGCAAUCAUGAUCUGUGGCACAUCCUGCUUGGCCUGUCUGCUGUACCAGCACUCCUCCAGUCUCUGCUCCUAUUCUUCUGUCCAGAAAGCCCCAGAUACCUUUACAUCACAUUGGAAGAGGAAGUCAAAGCAAAGAAAAGCUUAAAGAGACUCAGAGGAAGUGAUGAUGUCACCAAAGACCUCAAUGAAAUGAAAAAAGAAAAAGAAGAAGCAUCAAGUGAGCAGAAAGUGUCUGUAAUUCAGCUCUUCACCAAUCCCAGCUACCGACAACCUAUCAUAGUGGCACUCAUGCUGCAUAUGGCCCAGCAGUUCUCUGGGAUCAAUGGUAUCUUUUACUACUCAACCAGCAUUUUUCAGACUGCUGGAAUCAGCCAACCUGUUUAUGCAACCAUUGGAGUUGGUGCUAUCAACAUGGUUUUCACUGCUGUCUCCGUACUGCUUGUGGAACGGGCGGGGCGGCGGUCUCUCUUUCUAAUCGGAAUGAUUGGGAUGUUUUUCUGUACCAUCUUCAUGUCUGUGGGACUUGUGCUGCUGGACAAGUUCUCUUGGAUGAGCUAUGUGAGCAUGACCGCCAUCUUCCUCUUUGUCAGUUUUUUUGAAAUUGGACCAGGCCCAAUCCCCUGGUUCAUGGUGGCUGAGUUUUUCAGUCAAGGACCACGCCCCACAGCCUUAGCACUAGCUGCAUUCAGCAACUGGGCCUGUAAUUUCGUUGUAGCUCUGUGUUUCCAGUACAUUGCGGACUUCUGUGGACCUUACGUGUUUUUUCUCUUUGCUGGAGUGGUGUUGGUCUUUACAUUGUUUACAUUUUUUAAGGUUCCAGAAACCAAGGGAAAGUCUUUUGAGGAAAUUGCUGCAGAAUUCAGAAAGAAGAGUGGCUCAGCCCAGAGACCAAAGAAGGCCACUGUAGAAAUGGAGUUCCUUCGAGCUGGAGAGGCAGUGUAAAAUUACCUGCUUUUUUUAUAUGAACAAAUGAGGAUGGAAACAAUGUAUUUUUUUAAGAAUUCCUUGAGGAUUUCAUAUCUUAUAUCUUAAAGUAUUGCUUUAUUUUUCUGGAAGAGUUUUAUGGGUUU